AUGCAAGCUGUUUUUUCUUCCCCGUCUCCCGCCCCUGUGACGCCACUGAUGCCGCAGCCGGACAUCACACAGGAGCGUUUUUUGCGUCUUCCGGAAGUGAUGCACCUGUGCGGCCUGUCACGCUCGACCAUCUACGAACUCAUCCGUAAGGGGGAAUUUCCGCCGCAGGUGAGUCUUGGCGGUAAAAAUGUGGCCUGGCUGCACUCUGAAGUCACCGCAUGGAUGGCCGGCCGCAUUGCCGGACGCAAACGGGGUCUUUCCGUUGCCGCAAAAUCGGCAGCCGGGCGUGAGAACCCGUGUAACUCGAAGGCGACAUAUGACGCGCCAUGCGUCUUUUUUUGUGUCGCAAUCAACGCCACAGAGCGCCAGAUUAUGGUGUGGCGUGUGGUUUGCCGUGCAGGUAUGAUCCUGUUCGCAAUCGCAUGUUAUGCCACUGAGUCAAUGGUAGCUCAGGCGGGGCAGCCUCCGGGCUGGCCGGUAUUCUUCGAGGCCGGUAUUCUCACCCCCGUCUGGGCUAUCGCCAUCGAGCGUGAGAACUCCGGCGAUAGC
This is a messenger RNA of Enterobius vermicularis (human pinworm), 549 nucleotides long. The record is from the annotation of a GenBank genome assembly. NCBI's taxonomy places the organism in Eukaryota, Metazoa, Nematoda, Chromadorea, Rhabditida, Oxyuridae.